CAUCCGUCUUCACUUCUCUCAUACACAGCCACAAACAAAAAAAAUCAAAGUCUCAAUCUUUACUUCUUCCUUCGAUCCUAGAAUUUCUACGAAGCUCAACCCAGAAAAAAACUAUGCUUUUACGAAGCGCGUCGACCCCACUUCUCACCUCAUUGGUUCACGUCUCGAGCCCAAGGGAAUCUCCAAUCGAGCCCGAAUCUCUUCAUCAGAUCCAACGUCCCAGAUCUAUAACGCUCUCUUCCUCUUCCUCGUGCUGUUACAGCCCCGUGUCUAUCCACUCCAGCGACGAAUCCACAAGGAGGAUCAAAAGGACAGCGUCGGAGAGCGAUCUUAAACAUCUGACAUCGACUAAGCAUGCGAGUAAGUUCCUCACCGGUGCUCUUAUGGAGGAUAUAGAAGAAGGAAUCGGAUUCGGGCUUAUACCCGCGUCUUCUUACGAAACAGAGGUUGGAGGCGGCGGAGGAGGGAAGAGCAGGAGCGGCGGAAGAUCUGACGGUGGUGAUGAUGGAGAGGAUAGCACAGACGUUCAUUAUCGUAAGAUGAUUGAAGCUAAUCCUGGAAACGGGAUUUUUCUCAGCAAUUACGCCAAGUUCUUGAAAGAGGUUCGGGGAGAUUACUUGAAAGCAGAGGAGUAUUGCGGGAGAGCUGUUCUGGUGAGUCCUUACGAUGGGAAUGUUCUGGCCAUGUACGCGGAGCUUGUGUGGAUGAUUCAUAAGGAUUCGUCACGUGCCGAGUCGUAUUUUAAUCGAGCUGUUGCAGCUGCUCCUGAUGACUGUUAUGUACAAGCUUCAUAUGCGCGGUUUCUUUGGGAUGCUGAAGAGGAAGAAGAUGAAGAAGAGAGACACGAAGAAGUGCUUGAGCCUCAGACUUCUCGAAUGGAUUUCUUCACGGGACCUUACCCAAUCACGGCCAUGUCUUAACUCGUGGUCUUGGCAUCUUAUAGAUUUAGACUACGUCUAUGAUCUAUCUUAACCCUUUUGUUUUAAUGUGAAUUUUUUUAAUGUUGUCUCCCGUUCAUGGGUGUUUCUCUGCUUCACUUUUAGAAUUUGUCUCAGUUGUAGACUUGUAGUAAUAUCAUGGAAAGGAAAAUAAGUUACGGAGUAAAAAGUUUUGCUUUUUGAUGGAUUUAA
Messenger RNA from Brassica napus (rape), 1130 nucleotides. RefSeq lists its product as uncharacterized. The transcript has 3 exons. Gene Ontology annotation, molecular function: protein binding. Bases 114 to 920 code for a protein of 268 amino acids. NCBI's taxonomy places the organism in Eukaryota, Viridiplantae, Streptophyta, Magnoliopsida, Brassicales, Brassicaceae. The record is from RefSeq and is a predicted model, not a curated record.